Messenger RNA from Prorocentrum cordatum, 177 nucleotides. The record is from the annotation of a GenBank genome assembly. Lineage: Eukaryota; Dinophyceae; Prorocentrales; Prorocentraceae.
GCUCUCCGUGAUUCGGCUCUCCACGUCCUCAUGGCCCUUUGGUCCGUCAUGGAAAGCACUGGCUUGAUUCCGAAGCAGGCCUGGGAGUCCAGCGUCAGCAGGCCGUACCUGGCCGCCUCUGCCUUUGCAGGUGCAGGUGAUGCGGUCUGGAGACAGGCGUUGCGCUCCGAGGCCGCC